GAAACACCCACUAAAACCUCGAAGUGCAUUUCAUUUAGCAGAGAGAGAGAGAGAGAGGGGGGCACAAGAGAGCCCGCCUGCCCCCACCAGCCCGCUCUGCUAGUCUUGCUUACCCUCCGAAGGGAGGCGUCCUGAAUGCUGGCUCCUUAAAUCCAACCUUCCCUUCUGACCGAGGACCGCUGGACUUGGAAGGAACUCUCCUGCUCUCAAUUUCCACAUUGAUUAGUCAACAGUGGAAAAUCUGAAGAGAUGCGAGCAGGAAAAAGAAACUGAACCAGGCCUGAAGAGCGAUGCGACAGGCAUGAUGGAGGUCGAGUCCUCCUACUCGGACUUCAUCUCCUGCGACCGGACGGGCCGCCGGAAUGCGGUCCCCGACAUCCAGGGAGACUCCGAGGCCGUGAGUGUGCGGAAGCUGGCUGGCGACAUGGGCGAGCUGGCCCUCGAGGGCACAGAAGGACAGGCAGAGGUGGGCACCUCGGACAAGGAAGCCAGCAGCCAGCCUGAGAGCAGCGAUGGCACCACCUCAUCCUGAACACGACCUUGCCCGAGGAGGCUGGAAGGGAGACUUGCCGUGGACCUGGAGCCCUGGCAAUGACCCAGCAGCCUCUCCUGUGAGCGGUGUGUUCCAGGCAAGCAGGGCCAGACUGAAAGGCGGGCCCAGGGGCUCCCACGGCCCCCACCCUGGGAAGGCCCUCUGCCCGCACCCCCAGGCUCCACGCCCCCGCCACCUCCCCCCUGCACCUGGGUACACUUUCAAGACACUGUAACCACAAGGAUGUAAUUUAUUCAGGGGGCGCUGGGACUCAGAGACUGGGUCCUGGCUCCAGGGGUGAGUGGCCUGGGCGGGGACCACGUCCCAGCUCAGCCCACUGUCUCCAGCCUUUCCAGCCUUCUGAGUCAGGACACCUUCUUACCCCGUUUUUUAAAAAGCACUUUUAAACUUUUUAGAAACUUUCAACCUUUUCUCAGCAGAGAAGGGAGGGAGCUGACAAUUUUUUUUUUUUGGAAGCCAUUGUAAGCUAAACUCUUGAACCAUCUAUGCAGCUCUGAGGUUCCCUCCUGGAGCUUCACAGAUCCAUUUUUAGGGAAGGGAUUUUUGUGCUCAAAACCAUCUUGAUUAACUCUCUGCCCUUUCUACCAAGAUAAGUGAUACCUAGGACCCAGGAAAUAAAUGCUGACGAUUUGUGUGA
Bubalus bubalis (water buffalo) is the source of this 1190-nucleotide messenger RNA. It is a transcript of the gene PKIG, whose product is annotated as cAMP-dependent protein kinase inhibitor gamma. Gene Ontology annotation, molecular function: cAMP-dependent protein kinase inhibitor activity. The transcript is spliced from 4 exons. Lineage: Eukaryota; Metazoa; Chordata; Mammalia; Artiodactyla; Bovidae. Gene Ontology annotation, cellular component: nucleus; cytoplasm. Gene Ontology annotation, biological process: negative regulation of cAMP-dependent protein kinase activity. The coding region runs from base 302 to 532 and encodes 76 amino acids. The record is from RefSeq and is a predicted model, not a curated record.